Messenger RNA from Anthonomus grandis grandis, 1136 nucleotides. RefSeq names its product NAD-dependent L-serine dehydrogenase. Gene Ontology annotation, cellular component: mitochondrion. Gene Ontology annotation, biological process: L-valine catabolic process. The transcript has 6 exons. The record is from RefSeq and is a predicted model, not a curated record. Gene Ontology annotation, molecular function: 3-hydroxyisobutyrate dehydrogenase activity; NAD binding; NADP binding. Lineage: Eukaryota; Metazoa; Arthropoda; Insecta; Coleoptera; Curculionidae. Bases 148 to 1110 code for a protein of 320 amino acids.
GGUAUCAGUUUAUUGUGUAACUAUUAUUAAUGAAGUAAAUUGUAUCUUUUUCGCGAGAUAAACAACCAGAAGAUAAUAAUAAUACGUCGGAUUUCAGUGCGGUUUCGGGUGGAUACAGCGUUGGUUUGUUGGCUAAAUUUAAUCAACAUGUUCAGAAAUACUGUUAGGGUUUAUUUUUUGAGGGUGGAACGAAAUUUUUCACAGAAUAGACAAAACAGCAAUGUAGCCUUCCUCGGUUGUGGUCAAAUGGGGGCCCGUAUGGUCAACAAUCUGAUCAAGCACGGAAAGAAACCAAAGAUUUACGAUGUGGUGCCAUCGGCUAUCCAAAAUAUUCAAGGAGCCACUCCAUGUUCAACCCCCGAAGAAACGGUAGAGGGAGCCGAUAUUAUUAUCACUAUGCUACCCAACGGGCAAAUCGUUAAAGACACCAUUAUGGGCGACAAAGGUGUUUUGAAGAAUAUUCGGAAGAAUGCUUUGUUGUUGGAUUGUUCAACUACUGGACCACAGGUUGCAAGAAAACUAAACGAAGCAGCCCAAGCAGCAAACGUGAGAUUCCUGGACGCCCCAGUAUCCGGAGGUGUAGUCGGUGCCCAAGCCGGCACUCUUUGUUUCAUGGUGGGAGGAAACGAAAAAGACUGUAAAGAAGUCGAACCCGUUUUGUUACAUAUGGGCUCGAAAGUUCAUUUCUGCGGUGCUUCCGGAGCCGGACAGAUCACUAAACUUUGUAAUAAUUUAAUUUUAGGUGUAACAAUGAUUGGUACAUGCGAAGCUAUGAACUUGGGAAUCAAACUUGGACUGGACCCUAAAUUACUUACGGAUGUUGUAAAUGUUUCGACCGGUAGAUCGUGGUCCUCCGAUACGUACAAUCCGGUGCCUGGUGUUAUGGAAAACGUACCAGCUGCUAGGGAUUAUGAAGGAGGGUUUUCUUGCGAACUUAUUGCUAAAGAUUUAGGUUUAGCAGGUGAUGCAGCUUUAAGCAUAAACGCACCAGUACCACUGACUGCCCUAACGCACCAAAUAUUCAGAACUUUGAUGACUUACAAUUUAGGGAAAAAAGAUUUCAGUGUAGUAUAUAAAUACUUCAAAGGUGAAGCCCUUAAGAAUAAUUGAUACGAAAUAAAGACAUGUUGCCAAAA